This is a messenger RNA of Poecile atricapillus (Black-capped chickadee), 6603 nucleotides long. RefSeq names its product protein tyrosine phosphatase receptor type K (gene PTPRK). Gene Ontology annotation, biological process: protein dephosphorylation. Gene Ontology annotation, molecular function: protein binding; protein tyrosine phosphatase activity. Gene Ontology annotation, cellular component: membrane. The coding region runs from base 429 to 4799 and encodes 1456 amino acids. The transcript is spliced from 31 exons. Lineage: Eukaryota; Metazoa; Chordata; Aves; Passeriformes; Paridae. The record is from RefSeq and is a predicted model, not a curated record.
GCCGAUCCGAGGGAGCGGAGGCGAUCCGGGCAGCGCCGAUCCGAGCCGGUGCUGCCGCCGCGCCUGCAGCAGGAGGCGCUGCCGGGCGCCGCUGCGCCCGCGCCGGGCUGCGGGCCGGAGUCCCACAUUCCCCGUGCCAAGUGCCGGGGAGCGGGGGUUGGACGUGCGCGCUCGGCUCCUCCCUCCCGCCCCACUCGCCCAGCAGCAAAGUAACUCCGGAGUACGAGGGGAAUCGCUGCCGCCGCCGCCGCGCUCGUCGCGCCGUAGACGGCUGCCCCAGCGGGCGGCCCCGGGGCGAGCGGGCGCCCCUCGGCGCGGGGGUCUCCUGGCGAGGCGCCGCGGCGAGAGGGGCGGUCGAGGUGCGCUCCGCCCGCCGCCGCGGGCCGGGGCAGCACCGGCCUCUUUCAGAAACUUCUCCGCAAGUCGGCAUGGGCAGGGGGGCCGGCGCCGCCGCCUCGCUGCCGCUGCUGGCGGCGCUCGCCCUGCUGGCCGGCCGCUCGCCCGCCCUGCUCGGGGCGGCCCGGGCCCAGCUCUCGGCAGGAGGAUGCACCUUCGAUGAUGGUCCCGGGCCCUGUGACUACCACCAAGACCUGUACGACGAUUUCGACUGGGUGCAUGUCAGCGCUCAAGAGCCUCACUAUUUGCCACCUGAAAUGCCCCAAGGAUCAUAUAUGAUAGUGAUUUCAUCAGACCAUGACCCUGGAGAAAAGACUCGACUUCAGCUUCCAACAAUGAAAGAAAAUGAUACUCACUGCAUUGACUUCAGCUACCUUCUGUACAGCAAGAAUGGAGGAAACCCAGGCACUUUGAACAUCCUUGUUAGGGUGAACAAAGGACCACUGGCUAAUCCCAUCUGGAAUGUCACUGGCUCUACUGGCAAAGACUGGCUUCGAGCGGAGUUGGCUGUCAGCACUUUCUGGCCCAAUGAGUAUCAGGUAAUAUUUGAAGCUGAAGUCUCAGAUGGAAGAAAUGGCUACAUUGCCAUUGAUGACAUCCAGGUCCUGAGUUACCCUUGUGAUAAAUCUCCACAUUUUUUGAGGCUGGGGGAUGUAGAGGUCAAUGCAGGGCAGAAUGCUACAUUUCAGUGCAUUGCUACAGGGAGAGAUGCAGUGAAUAACAAGUUAUGGCUCCAGAGAAGAAAUGGGGAAGAUAUUCCAGUUGCUCAGACUAAAAAUAUAAAUCACAGAAGAUUUGCAGCUACUUUUAAGUUGCAAGAGGUGACAAAAACCGACCAGGAUUUAUACCGCUGUGUAACUCAGUCAGAAAGAGGUUCUGGAGUCUCAAACUUUGCUCAACUUAUUGUUCGAGAGCCUCCUCGGCCGAUAGCACCCCCGCAACUGCUGGGCGUUGGGCCUACGUACUUGCUCAUCCAGCUGAACGCCAACUCCAUCAUUGGGGAUGGCCCCAUUAUCCUGAAAGAAGUGGAGUACCGGAUGACGUCUGGGACUUGGACAGAGACCCACGCUGUCAACGCACCAACCUACAAGCUCUGGCACCUGGACCCUGACACCGAGUAUGAAAUCCGGGUCCUGCUCACUAGGCCGGGUGAAGGUGGGACGGGGCAGCCAGGGCCACCACUCAUCACCAGGACCAAAUGUGCCGAACCUAUGAGAACACCAAAAACACUGAAGAUUGCUGAGAUCCAGGCCAGACACAUCGCUGUGGAUUGGGAAUCUUUGGGUUACAACAUCACUCGUUGCCAUACUUUCAAUGUCACAAUAUGCUACCACUACUACUGUGGACACAACGAGAGCAAAGCAGACUGCUUGGACAUGGACCCCAAGGCACCUCAGCACGUUGUGGAUCAUUUGCCUCCCUACACAAAUGUCAGCCUCAAGAUGAUCUUAACCAACCCAGAAGGGAGGAAGGAAAGUGAGGAGACCAUUAUCCAGACAGAUGAAGAUGUGCCAGGCCCUAUACCUGCCAAAUCAGUGAAAGGAACUCCUUUUGAAGAUAAGAUCUUCCUCAACUGGAAGGAGCCUGUGGAUCCAAAUGGCAUCAUUACUCAGUAUGAGGUCAGCUAUAGCAGUAUACAGUCGUUUGAUCCCGCGGUUCCGGUGGCAGGACCUCCACAAACAGUGUCCAAGCUGUGGAACAGCACACACCACGUCUUCUCUCACCUGCACCCCGGGACUACCUACCAGUUCUUCAUACGUGCAAGCACCGUCAAAGGGUUUGGACCAGCAACUACGAUCAAUGUAACAACCAACAUCUCAGCUCCCACAUUACCGGACUAUGAAGGAGUUGAUGCAUCUCUCAAUGAAACUGCUACUACAAUAACUGUACUCUUGAGACCUGCACAGGCCAAAGGUGCACCUAUCAGUGCCUACCAGAUUGUUGUUGAGGAGCUGCACCCGCAUCGAACAAAGCGAGAAACUGGUGCCAUGGAGUGCUACCAAAUCCCUGUCACCUAUCAGACUGCUCUUAGUGGAGGGUCACCAUAUUACUUUGCUGCUCAGCUGCCCCCAGGAAACCUGCCAGAGCCAGCCCCCUUUACAGUGGGUGACAACAGGACGUACCAAGGUUUCUGGAACCCGCCGCUGGCUCCUCGGAAAGGCUACAACAUCUAUUUCCAGGCCAUGAGCAGCGUCGAGAAGGAAACCAAAACUCAGUGUGUUCGAAUAGCUACAAAAGCAGCAGCAACAGAAGAACCUGAGGUGAUUCCAGAUCCGGCUAAACAAACAGAUCGAGUGGUGAAAAUAGCAGGAAUAAGUGCUGGAAUUCUGGUAUUCAUCCUACUUCUCCUUGUUGUCAUAUUGAUUGUCAAAAAAAGCAAACUUGCAAAGAAGCGCAAGGAUGCCAUGGGAACCACCCGUCAGGAGAUGACCCACAUGGUGAAUGCCAUGGACAGGAGUUACGCUGACCAGAGCACUCUGCAUGCAGAGGAUCCCCUGUCAAUCACUUUCAUGGACUCGCAUAACUUCAGCCCCAGAUUGCCCAAUGAUCCACUUGUGCCGACAGCUGUGUUAGAUGAAAAUCACAGUGCAACAGCAGAGUCCAGCCGACUCCUGGACGUCCCUCGUUAUCUCUGCGAAGGCACGGAGUCCCCGUACCAGACCGGGCAGCUGCACCCUGCCAUCAGGGUGGCUGAUCUCCUGCAACAUAUUAACCUAAUGAAGACCUCUGACAGCUAUGGAUUUAAAGAGGAGUAUGAGAGUUUCUUUGAGGGGCAGUCAGCUUCUUGGGAUGUCGCUAAGAAGGAUCAAAACAGAACAAAGAACCGCUAUGGAAACAUUAUAGCAUAUGACCACUCCAGGGUGAUUUUGCAACCUGUUGAAGAUGAUCCAUCUUCAGAUUACAUUAAUGCCAACUACAUAGAUGGAUAUCAGAGACCAAGUCACUACAUUGCAACCCAAGGUCCAGUUCAUGAGACUGUGUAUGACUUUUGGAGAAUGAUAUGGCAGGAGCAGUCAGCCUGCGUUGUGAUGGUCACAAAUUUAGUGGAAGUUGGAAGAGUCAAGUGUUACAAGUACUGGCCUGACGACACUGAAGUUUAUGGGGACUUCAAAGUGACUUGUGUAGAGAUGGAGCCCCUCGCAGAAUAUGUUGUCAGGACCUUCACUCUGGGAAGGAGGGGCUACAAUGAAAUCCGUGAGGUUAAACAGUUUCAUUUCACUGGCUGGCCAGAUCAUGGAGUUCCUUACAAUGCCACAGGCCUGCUUUCCUUUAUACGGAGAGUCAAAUUAUCUAACCCUCCUAGUGCAGGGCCUAUUGUUGUCCAUUGCAGUGCUGGUGCUGGGCGGACAGGCUGUUAUAUUGUGAUCGAUAUCAUGUUAGAUAUGGCAGAAAGAGAAGGUGUUGUGGAUAUCUACAACUGUGUCAAAGCUUUGCGGUCCCGGCGCAUCAACAUGGUACAAACUGAGGAGCAGUACAUCUUUAUUCACGAUGCCAUUCUAGAAGCUUGCCUGUGUGGAGAAACUGCCAUUCCUGUCUGCGAAUUCAAAGCUGCUUAUUUUGAUAUGAUUAGAAUAGACUCUCAGACAAACUCUUCACAUCUCAAAGAUGAGUUUCAGACCCUGAAUUCUGUGACCCCUCGCCUGCAGGCAGAGGACUGCAGCAUCGCCUGCUUGCCAAGGAACCACGACAAGAACCGCUUCAUGGAUAUGCUGCCACCUGACAGAUGUCUGCCUUUCUUAAUUACUAUUGAUGGGGAGAGCAGCAACUACAUCAAUGCUGCUCUUAUGGACAGCUACAGGCAGCCAGCAGCUUUUAUCGUCACGCAGCAUCCUUUACCAAACACUGUGAAAGACUUCUGGAGAUUAGUGUAUGACUAUGGCUGUACUUCUCUUGUGAUGCUGAAUGAAGUCGACUUAGCACAGGGCUGCCCACAAUACUGGCCUGAGGAAGGGAUACUGCGGUACGGCCCCAUCCAAGUGGAAUGCAUGUCGUGUUCAAUGGACUGCGACGUCAUAAACAGAAUUUUCAGGAUAUGCAAUCUUACAAGACCACAAGAGGGCUAUCUGAUGGUGCAGCAAUUCCAGUAUUUGGGAUGGGCUUCUCACAGAGAUGUACCAGCUUCCAAGAGAUCCUUCUUGAAGUUAAUUCUCCAGGUUGAAAAAUGGCAAGAGGAAUGUGAAGAAGGGGAGGGCAGGACCAUCAUCCAUUGCCUAAACGGCGGUGGCCGGAGCGGGAUGUUCUGUGCCAUCGGCAUUGUGGUUGAGAUGGUAAAAAGGCAGAAUGUGGUGGAUGUUUUCCACGCUGUGAAGACCUUGCGGAACAGUAAGCCCAACAUGGUAGAAACUCCGGAGCAAUAUCGUUUCUGCUAUGAUGUUGCACUGGAGUACCUGGAAUCCUCUUAGUUGGAAAGGAUGUGACGAAGUUCACCAAAUAUAUGAAUCUCAAUAAGCUGUUUUGACAACAGUUCUUGAUCCUGUGAAGAAAGAUUUUAGGGGAAGAGGGGGGUGGGAGGGAUUUUAAAUUUUAAAUGCAAAGUAUUUUUCUUAUGAAGUUGUGUAUCUUAAUAAAAGAACUCAAUCUGUUUCUAUGCUUGUAUACAGUAUCAACAUUUAGUGCCACAUAAAUACUAUUUAAUGAAAACCAGAGUCAGAAGAGAUUUGCUCAAGUUAGGACCUUCUCGUGUGUGUAUAUGCAGCCGUCUCUCAGAUACAGUAGAGCGACCAUAUGUUGCAUGUAUCAAUAUUUCCUAUAUGGUAUUAAUUUUUUUUUCUUUUGAUACAUUGUUAAAGUACAAUAACAGUGCAGAUUGAUAGUAAGGUUCAUUCUUUAUACGUUUCAAGUGUUGCAUAUAUAUAUUAUAUAUAGUAAAAGAAAAACUGGCUUAUUUUGUUUUAAUGUGCAAUGAUGGCUGGAUCACAUAAAGAUCUUUAUAAAGAAACUUAAACAUAAGCCAAAGACUCAAGUGUAAAUAUGUCUAUAUGGAAAAAGCACAUGUAUUUAUUGUUUACUUGCAUUCCUUUUUUGAUGGCUGAAAAAAAGAAGAAUCAUUUUUCUUGAAGAAAGCUUUUUUUGCUGAAAUCAAGUGUAAACAAUUUUUGUAGUUUAUUUUUUGUAUGUUUUAGUGUAAGUAGAAGACAUACUUUUUAUGCAUAGAUCAAGAAACAUUGGUAUAGUGGUUUUGUUGUGUACAUGCUUGUGAUUCUAAUUAAUGUAAACAACUUGAUUAUAGGAGGUCUUUAAGUACAGGACCAAAAAUCUAAAGAUUUUCCUGAAAAUGUAUAGUUUUUCACCGUUGCAUUAGUUAGGUACUGACAAAAAAACUAUGUAAGGAAGUGCACACUUCAAAAUGGCCUUGCCUGUGACUUGCACAAUAUUGGAAGAAAUUUUUGAGAUCCAUUAAAACUGUACAGGAACCAAUUGUUUAAAAAAUAUUGAAGCACAGAUCAACAGAACUGUGACACAAAGAGAUGGGUCUGCAUAUGCCCUUCAGGGUAAAAAAGUAUUUGUUUAGCAAAUUGUAAAAUUAAGCAAUGUUUGAUUUGAUGUUUACAAACAUGUAAGCUUUGCUUCCAAGAAAGCAAAAUUUGAAUAAACCAAUGCCAGAUUCUGAUUAUACUUGUGGUGUACAAAAUAUUACUUUGCUUUUACUUAGCUUGCAGACAUUUCUUCACAAAGUUUCUUCUAUACUACCAGCUAAAAUCUGUUCAGUUGCUUCUUGGUCAUUUUUAGAACAGAGAGUAAAAUGCUAUGGUGCUUUUAAACAUUCUGUAAAGUAAGAGUGAACUAAAUUUUUAUUUAAAGAUUAUUAUAUAUUUUUUUCCUUCAUUGAUACCUUCUCAUUUACUGACCUUGUUAAGGAGUCAUUAUUUUCUGGAAGACGAAUAUAUUUGGAUAAGGAAAAUCUUGAAGGGAAAUUGUAUUAUUUUUCAUCCCGGUAUUUCAGGGAGUAUGUCACAAGGCUCCCUGUCAUCUGUAUGUCCUAAAUUUCUUCCUUCAGAUACAUGAAAUUAUCCAUUCAACACUAUAAACCACAGAGGAAUGUUUAGAGAAACACUGCUUCUCAGAUUUUUUUCAGUGACUCCAUCUGUAUUGCAUAGCUCCACUUCUUUCAAAUCUAAACCACUUUUUUUUUGUGUGUGUGUGUCACCCACUGUUAAUUCCUAGUUAUGAACAGCAAGGUAAAUAAAUAAGGUUUGAAACCUUCAC